AAGUUUCUGAGACAACUUAAAUUCGCAAACACGCAAACAAGGCUAUGACGUUUGCCGAGUGCCCCAGACUGCCCACGUGAUCCGCUGAUAAUUCCAUCAGACGAAGGCUGGAGUUCGUGUCGACACCAUGUAUCGAGUAUGCUUGAUCCUGCUCGCGUUUGCAACAGGAUGUGCAAUUGCCGGGUUCCCAAGUGUGUUACCCACGAAGGGCGAAGUGUGGCCACGCCCCCAGAUGAGUGUGACCUCGAACACUUACAUGGUCAUACGACCGCAGACUUUCAGGUUUACUACAGUUGGUCAUGACUGUGACAUCUUGAAGGCUGCUCUGAAAAGAUAUAUCGGCAUCAUGUUUGCGUCUUAUUCAUCUGCUGAGCUCCGACCGCAGCCCUGGAGGAAAGACGGCUUGUUUCGCGGAUAUUUGGACAAUGUUAAGGUCAAUCUUAUUGCGCAGUGUGAAGAACUCCCCCACAGGAACAUGGAUGAACACUACGAGAUAAAGAUCGACAGCCCCGACGCCCCAUACGAAGGCACUAUCGUCUCGCAGAGUGUGUGGGGGAUCCUGCGAGGCCUCGAGUCCUUCUCACAGCUUCUCCUUCCGAGUGGAUCCGCCUACGUCCUCAACUCUACACAGAUCAUGGACUUCCCGAGAUUUUCCUUCAGAGGUCUGAUGCUGGACACGGCGCGCCACUUCCUGCCCGUAAGUAAGCUCAAGGAAAACCUUGACCUGAUGGCGAUGAACAAACUCAAUGUGUUCCACUGGCACCUCGUUGAUGACCAGAGCUUCCCCUACGAGAGCGCCGCCUUCCCUAAUCUCAGCAAGCUCGGGUCGUACAGCAGCAGCCACGAGUACAGUGCAGCGGAUGUGGCGGACGUAGUGGAGUACGCCAGGUUAAGGGGCAUCCGUGUCCUGCCCGAAUUCGACACUCCUGGUCACACGAAAUCCUGGGGACCUGGACAACCGGGGUUGCUCACGAAAUGUUACACGAACUCUACACCCGACGGCACUUUCGGCCCGAUCGACCCCACGAACGACGCCAACUAUAAAUUCUUGCAGAGCUUCUUCACCGAGGUCACGCACCGCUUCCCGGACCACUACGUUCACCUGGGCGGCGACGAAGUCAGCUUUUCCUGCUGGGAGAGCAACCCCGCCAUCAGUCAGUUCAUGGCCGAACACAACAUCACAGGCAACUACAGCAAGCUAGAGGAAAUUUACGUAACUAAACUUUUAGAUAUCGUGGCUAAUCUUCCUACAAAGAACGGGUAUCUAGUAUGGCAGGAAGUAUUUGACAACGGGGUAGAGGUGGCCAAGGAUACCGUUGUGCAUGUGUGGAAGAGUUCUCCGUUGUGGAAGCAGGAAAUUGAUGAGGUGACCAGCGCUGGCUACCAGACGGUGCUCUCGUCGUGCUGGUACCUGAACUACAUCAGCUACGGCGUCGACUGGCACAAGUACUACGAGUGCGACCCCCAGGCAUUCAACGGCACGGCGGCGCAGCAGCAGCUGGUGCUUGGCGGCGAGGCGUGCAUGUGGGGCGAAUACGUGGACCGCACCAACGUGAUCUCCCGCACGUGGCCGCGGGCCGCAGUCGUAGCGGAAAAAUUGUGGAGCGCCGCCGCACACACCGCGGACGCCGCCGCAGCCACGCCCCGCCUGGAGGAGCACCGCUGCCGGCUCCUCGGUCGUGGCUACGACGUCGAGCCGCUCUGGCCGUCCUUCUGCCCCUCCGACCUCUAGACGACGUCUGCGGAUCGCGAAGGACCUUCUCCUUCAUCCUGCUUAAAGUCUCGGGGUUUUGUGUAUAUACAAAAAUAAAGUAAAAAAAUAAACCAUCUGAUCAUA
Penaeus monodon (black tiger shrimp) is the source of this 1837-nucleotide messenger RNA. Its product is annotated as beta-hexosaminidase subunit alpha-like. Gene Ontology annotation, molecular function: beta-N-acetylhexosaminidase activity. Gene Ontology annotation, biological process: carbohydrate metabolic process; glycosaminoglycan metabolic process; ganglioside catabolic process. The record is from RefSeq and is a predicted model, not a curated record. The transcript is spliced from 13 exons. NCBI's taxonomy places the organism in Eukaryota, Metazoa, Arthropoda, Malacostraca, Decapoda, Penaeidae. Gene Ontology annotation, cellular component: membrane. The coding region runs from base 128 to 1732 and encodes 534 amino acids.